UCUGCGGCUGGGCUCGCCGACGAAAGGUCCAGACGCUCGCAGGAACGCGUUCGUGUCAAGUGCCUUGACUGCGUAUGCAGGGGGACCGAGCUGGAGGAGCCAACCAUGACCUCUGCGCUGUUGCUCGUCGCGUGCGCCUUCCUCUUCGCCGCUACCAGAAGCCAGGCACAAAACAGCACUGACCCGUGCAAAGGAAACGAGGCAGGUGCUCUACUGGCAAACGCUACCUGCCACAUCGUAUGCAACGGAACCGAUUCUUUCAGUGGGACCAAUGGCUUAAAUGGAACGAAGUGCAUUAUUUCCAAUGCGAAUCAAGGCAACAAAACAGCAACGUACGGGGUGUGCCAGAAUAACACUUGCAUGGAGAACAACGCGGAGCACCAGGCAUCUGGAAGCACCAACGGCACAAAUUCAACGGCCAGUUCUACGAAAGCCGGGUCGACCGCUAAGCCGGCCACUUCUUCCGCCACGAGCAACGGCAGUACCGCGGCCACGCAGUCGACUACGGAUGCGCCAGGCAACGUCACUAUUCCAGCUUCCAGCGGUCAUUCGCCACUCGCUGCAGCCAGCGUUCUCAGCGUGGCGCUCGCAAUCGGUGUGCUGCUCUGUCGUGCCACGUAGAAUAGGGUUACAACCUAAGAAUAACCCCCGUAUUCUAGAAAGCCCCUUCACUCAACGCUCCACCUUCACUCGAGAAAGCCGAUAAGAGCGCCAUCUCUAGGCAGGGAAUGUCACUGCAUAUCAGUGAUAAUUUGCUGUUAUUUUUGAGUAGCGCAGUGCGCUUUUCAGCCGAGCAGAGGCGCAGUGCGCAACUCUGUCAAGUGAAGGGCGAAAUUCGAGUGGAGGAGCGUUUGUGAAUACGGGGGUAAGUAUAUUUAAACAAAACAGACUGUUGGGCCUGUUAGCUAUCCAUGAACACUGAAAGAAUAAGCACUAAAAACUGACGAGCAUAAAACAACCACAACAUAUCCGAAAAAUCGGUGAGCAGUGGUGUAAAUCAUGGUGGGGCCGGGGGAGACCUGACCCCCCUCCCCACUCCGUCCACCGGCCGGGGGGGGGGGGGACACCCUUUUCAAGUGACCAUUCUUGAAGGUCAUCUUUCAAGCAUCAUGUAUCUGAAUGGAUUGACAUAUAGCGCGUUCAACAUUUUUAAUGCCUGUUGCAGUGUUAAAAACCCCUCAGCUGUUUCCCAUCACUGAAAUCGCGACUGCCGCUCGAUCAAAUAGACGAACAACUAGAACAAUUCAGUUACGUGUGUUGGGAACACGUUGUUUUUUUUUAAUUGUAUUUGGAGGUUAUGAUUUUAUUUUUAUGCGAGUAAAAAAUAAAGGUAACACUCAUAGAAACAAAAAUGGCCGCCAUUGCAAGAUGUGUGCCCCCCUCUUGGGAUUUUUUCUGGAUUUACGUCUUUCUGUCUGCGUCUAAGUAUAUAGUGCGCUCUCAUUUCAAAACGGUCAUGUGUCACCAACUCGCCCAAUCAACCAUAUUGACAAAAAGGAUAAUGUGGAGUGGAACUGCUGAACAUUUGGUGAUGUCUGACUUGCGAAAAAGCGGAUUCAGGCCAGACGGAGCCACAAGAAGCCGAAAAAAACGAAGUUUAUACAAAUCCGUGGACUACCCACCAUGCUUUGCUGCUGUAUAGACACCAGCGCUGGAGUUCCCUCUAUAAUGUAUACAUACUUAUUUGAAACUAAAGUGCAUGGGUGCAGCUAGCGGUGCCUCGUUUCUCGUCUCGCCAAACGUUGCAUUUUUUUUCACCGGUUCUUCGUAACCUUUACGUCAUCGAAAAGGGUGGUCGCGAUUGGAAGCGCAUUUUGCGCACGGGCAGUGACACAUACUGCUUUUUUUAUUCUUAGGUUGUCGCCGACUGUAUAGUAUACUGGCCUCGAUUGUACGACGUCGUGUGCAUGUGACAGAGCGUUUGUAACGCGAAAUUCGUAAACAUGGGGCACGUGCUGGCAUACAGCCCCUCCACACACCAUCGCUUUGCGAACUUCUCAUCGCAAACUUUCAUCUUGCCCUUCCUGCUUUUGUUGGUGCGUUUGAAAGCGAUCCUAUGCGCACGAGUCCCGCACAUAUUGCACUUACAGUAUCCCGAUAUUGCUAAAUUACCGCUCGCUUUGGCUGUUGUCCAAUGAAAGCGCGUACAACGCAUAAUCCCUGCAGGUAUUUGAACUAGCGCCAAUCGGCAAAAUAAACGAAACACGCGUAGCAGGCAUUGCGAGCGUCGGGCAUUCCUUCCAUGGAGUGUCAGCACGUUUCAAUAAUCAUUGGGAGAGUCAAAGUGGGAAGAGCAUUGCGGUACAAAUGAUAUGUGUACACUCUCAGAAAUAAAUACACAAAAGGUACCUGUUACUCUUUCUAGUCAGUUUCUAUUUGCCACGUAUACUAACGAAAAGAGCGAAAUUUGCCACAUAUAAUGUAUACUAUUUUUAAAGGUAUACACGUCAACUCUAUUUCGGGGAGUCGCGUAUCUUUAGAGAGAGUUUUAUAUAUGUGACGAGUAACUAUUGAUUAAAAAGAGUAACAGGCAAUCUUUUUUUUUGGGGGGGGGGGGAGGUGUAGAGGAUAUAUAAAUAGUUAAAUGUAAAUGAAGUAAUUCAAGCAAUUCUACUAGACGAAAAUUACGGACCAAUAUAAAGUACGUGUGUGUGCUAACUGUGAUUAUAUAGCCAUCACGUAAAAAUGGUUAUAACGCCACAAGUGGGGACAAGGGUAAAA
Messenger RNA from Rhipicephalus microplus (southern cattle tick), 2721 nucleotides. RefSeq lists its product as uncharacterized. The record is from RefSeq and is a predicted model, not a curated record. Lineage: Eukaryota; Metazoa; Arthropoda; Arachnida; Ixodida; Ixodidae.